This is a messenger RNA of Penaeus monodon (black tiger shrimp), 429 nucleotides long. Its product is annotated as metabotropic glutamate receptor 2-like. The record is from RefSeq and is a predicted model, not a curated record. The coding region runs from base 1 to 429 and encodes 142 amino acids. The transcript is spliced from 2 exons. Gene Ontology annotation, biological process: G protein-coupled receptor signaling pathway. Lineage: Eukaryota; Metazoa; Arthropoda; Malacostraca; Decapoda; Penaeidae. Gene Ontology annotation, cellular component: membrane. Gene Ontology annotation, molecular function: adenylate cyclase inhibiting G protein-coupled glutamate receptor activity.
AUGGACUACGACCUCCGGAGCCUGCUCUACGAGGGCGUCUACACCGCCCGCGGCGCCCGCCCCCGCCGCCUGGCCAACCAGCAGAGCCCCGUGUCCGGCCUCAACUUCACGUGGCCGGCGAAGAAGGUGGUGGCCAUGGACGGCGACAUCAUCCUGGGCGGCCUCAUGAUGGUGCACGAGCGCCACAACGACCUCGUCUGCGGCCCCAUCAUGCCCCAGGGCGGCGUGCAGGCGCUCGAGGCCAUGCUCUACACGCUGGACUUCAUCAACGACCAGGAGGACUUCAUCCCCGGCGUCAGGCUCGGCGCGCACAUCCUCGACGACUGCGACAAGGACACCUACGGCCUCGAGCAAGCCGUCGAUUUCAUUAAAGGUAUUGCGAGAUCGAAUGGAAUUGUCCUGAGCGUCUGUUCAAAAGGAACAUCGUAA